AAGCCACCACAUAGAAGAGUGCUGAGGCCCUUUGAUUCCUGAGCCUGGUCCUUAACUCUAUCCUCUCUCCCUGCUUCUAGGUGUCGUGCCCAGCUCUACGGAGCCCUCUCCACACUGACAGAAUGAAUGCCCUAGAGAGUGUCCCCUUCAAGGUGCCCAAGGGCUUUGUAGUCAACACGGAGCCUCUCCCUGCACCGGAGCUCAGUGUCCCGGCCUGCAGGGAGCUUCUGCUAGGAUCUAUGCAUGACUUCAGCCUGGAAAGGAAAGCUCUCUUCUGCGCAGAGGCUGCCAUCCCGGGCCCCGGCCCUCACCAGGGCGGUGACCUGGGGACAGCCUCCGCCCCUCCAGCCUGGCUCCUGCUGGCCAGUCCAGAACACGAGCCGGCCCCUGUGCCGGCCCCAGUGGAAGGCCUGGAGGCCGGGGCUGCGGAGCCACCACCAGAGGAGGAGGCCAAGCAGGAGGCCUUUGGUGCCAGUGAGGAAGAGCUGGAGCACGGCCAUCCGCAGCCCGGCUGCCCAGCGAGCCCCAGCCCGAGUCCCCACGGCCGCGGGGGCUCGCUGGCCAGGCUGCGCAGCGUGAAGUCUGAGCUGGCCGGGGCUCGAAGACGGCUGUCGGAGAGCAUGGCCACCUGUCCCCGCGCCCUCCUGCACCGCCUCCGUGGCCACUGCGCGCUGAGCCCGUGCCCGGAACCCGCACCCUCCCCGGAUGCCACUCCCGCAUUGCCCCCGCGACCUGCCACAGCCGGAGCCAUGCCCCCCCUGAGGAGCCACAAGCCCACGGUGGCGUCCCUCAGCCCGUACACCUGCCUGCCACCUCUUAGGGGGACGCCCCAGCCUCCAAACCCCCACAGAUCGCAUCCUGAUUCAGCAGAUGACCUGCUGUCUGCCCUGAGCCAAGAGGAGCAGGACCUCAUCGCACCGGUGGUCGCCCUGGGUUACCCCCUGGGAAGGGCCAUUGUGGCUCUGCAGAAGACAGGGAGACAGAGCCUGAGCCAGUUUCUCAGUUACCUCAGUGCCCAGGAGAGGUUGCUGCGGCAGGGCUACCAGGAGGCCCUGGUGGAUGAGGCCUUGGAACUGUUCCAGUUCUCCGAGAGCCAGGCAGGGGAGUUCUUGCGCCUCUGGGAGCAGUUCAGCGACAUGGGCUUCCAGCAGCAGCACAUCAAGGAGGUGCUUCUGGUCCACGGUAACCGUCGUGAGCAAGCCCUGGACGAGCUGGUGGCCUGUGCCCAGUGACCGAGGAGGAACUGCAAUGCCUGGGCCACCGGGCUAGUGCCACACCUGGCAGUCCAUCCUGGUAUUAUUCAAAUGAGACCAGUGAAACAGUGCAUGCUGGGAAGUGGGGGAGGGGGGUGGAGGCAAGUGAAUACCAACCAAUCAGCUGGAAGCGUUGAAGGCAUUGCUUCUGGGUUGUGGCAUGGAUGGUGGGUUUUCAUCCAAGCCUUGAAAACUACCUACAGCUGACUCUAAAACAGUGUGCAUUCAUCAUUUUCAUUCUGAGGAAAUUAAAUAAAUGGU
This is a messenger RNA of Perognathus longimembris pacificus (Pacific pocket mouse), 1514 nucleotides long. It is a transcript of the gene Ubap1l, whose product is annotated as ubiquitin associated protein 1 like. Lineage: Eukaryota; Metazoa; Chordata; Mammalia; Rodentia; Heteromyidae. Gene Ontology annotation, molecular function: ubiquitin binding. The transcript has 5 exons. Gene Ontology annotation, biological process: ubiquitin-dependent protein catabolic process via the multivesicular body sorting pathway. The record is from RefSeq and is a predicted model, not a curated record. Gene Ontology annotation, cellular component: ESCRT I complex. Bases 123 to 1232 code for a protein of 369 amino acids.